Oxyura jamaicensis (ruddy duck) is the source of this 2411-nucleotide messenger RNA. It is a transcript of the gene PLPPR1, whose product is annotated as phospholipid phosphatase related 1. Gene Ontology annotation, molecular function: phosphatidate phosphatase activity. The transcript has 8 exons. NCBI's taxonomy places the organism in Eukaryota, Metazoa, Chordata, Aves, Anseriformes, Anatidae. The coding region runs from base 179 to 1156 and encodes 325 amino acids. Gene Ontology annotation, biological process: phospholipid metabolic process; phospholipid dephosphorylation; signal transduction. The record is from RefSeq and is a predicted model, not a curated record.
CGUGUGUGUCCCGCCCCUCUCCAGCGGCGCAGAGGAGGCAGGGGCGGACCACGAUGCCCGGCUUGCGGUCGCUGCCCUCCCGCCCGCAUGGACACCGCAGCCCGUAGCGGGGCUUCCGCACCGCACCGCGGGGUUAAUAUAUUUUUGAACGGUGUCUCCCCAAGAAGUGUGAUGAGAAAUGGCUUUAGGAAACAACACCCAGAGAAGUUACUCCAUCAUCCCCUGUUUCAUCUUUGUUGAGCUUGUCAUCAUGGCUGGGACUGUUCUGCUUGCCUACUACUUCGAGUGCACUGAUACUUUUCAAGUGCAUAUCCAAGGUUUCUUCUGUCAGGAUGGCAAUUUGAUGAAACCAUACCCUGGAACAGAGGAUGAGAGCUUUAUUUCACCCCUUGUGCUCUACUGUGUGCUGGCUUCAACUCCGACAGCUAUUAUUUUUAUUGGUGAGAUAUCCAUGUAUUUCAUAAAGUCAACCAGAGAAGCCCUAAUUAUGCAAGAGAAAACUAUUUUGACUGGAGAGUGCUGUUACCUGAACCCACUGCUUCGAAGAAUAAUACGUUUUAUAGGAGUGUUUGCAUUUGGACUUUUUGCUACUGACAUAUUUGUAAAUGCUGGCCAGGUUGUGACUGGCAACUUGGCUCCAUACUUCCUGACUGUGUGUAAACCCAAUUACACUGGAAAUGACUGUCGGACCCACCACCGGUUCAUAAACAGUGGCAACAUCUGCACCGGGGAUGUGGAGGUGAUUGAAAAGGCAAGGAGAUCCUUUCCAUCCAAACAUGCUGCUUUGAGCAUCUACUCAGCUUUAUAUGCCACGAUGUACAUCACAAGCACAAUUAAAACAAAGAGUAGCAGGCUAGCCAAACCUGUGCUGUGUCUGGGUACCCUGUGUGCUGCCUUCCUCACUGGGCUAAACCGAGUUUCUGAGUAUCGGAACCACUGUUCGGACGUGAUUGCGGGCUUCAUUUUGGGAAGUGCAGUAGCUUUGUUUUUGGGGAUAUGUGUUGUCCAUAACUUUAAAGGCACCCAUGGAGCUCCUUCUAAACCGAAGCCUGAAGACCCACGCGGAAUGCCACUAAUGGCUUUUCCAAGGGUGGAAAGUCCACUGGAGACACUGAGUGCACAGAACCACUCUGCCUCUAUGACUGAAGUAACCUGAGAUGGACAACUGGCAACAGAAGCUAUUUUUUAUUACCCUUCAGUACAAUAUUUCAAGACACACAGUUACUAAAUGUCAAACUGUGAUGACCAGUAUUAUGUUAUGUCUAGUUAGAGGCUAAUGUUUUGUACAUUUUUUGUAUGAGGAAGUGAUGUAGCUUGCCCUGAUUUUUUUGUCAGCUUUAAUAUUAUUAUGCCAGAAUUUAAAAGCAAAAUAGAAAAAGAAAAAAGGAAAAAAAAAAAAAAAAAAAAAAACUUGUUUAAAGUGUGCACUGAGGAACUACAUCUAUGGAAUUGUUGGUGUUGUUAUGUGAUAUUUGUACACAGAUUUUUUUUCAUUUUUGAAUUUAUAUAUCUUGAGAAAAAAAAUCACUUUUACCUUUUCUUACCAUAAAAAGUGCUUCUACAAGUGGGUCAGAUUCUGAUCUUAGUAAGCUCAGCAUAGAUCUGAAGUAAUUGUGUAUAUUUAAUUCAGAUGAAAAUAAUGGUUAUCAGGAAUCUAACCCAAAUGAGAAUGAUACUAUCAACAAGUAAGCAUCCAGCCUUGAUUCAGUGAGUUGCUUAAGCAUUCCUUAGCAUUAUGGACUUCAAUUAGCCAUGCAGUUUCCAGACUAAUUGGCAGAAUUUGAAGUGUAUCCUUAAGCAUCUUACUGAAUCAGAGCCUGAUUGUUCUAGUGUGGGUGAUUGUGCUAGUUAUUGAAGAAUAACUAAAAUGACAUACUAGGUCUGCAAUAUAGACAGACUGGACAUGAAAAUUUAUAGUAGUAGCUGAUAGCAUGUGAGCUGACUAUAACACGUCACUAGAGCUCUGUUCCUCCCUGAGGCCCAGCUAAAGUUCCCAGUGAAACCUGGCUUCAGGAAUUGACUAUGGGGAUAUACAGCCAUCACUGUGGAGCGGAGGCUGCGCUUUAAGUGUUUCAUAACUUCAUCAUAGAUUUGUGGGGUAACAGGUAACACUGGUGUAAAGGAAAAGUGACACCGCUUCUUCAAUGAAGUGGCAUUACUGGGCAUUCAGACUGGCAUGACCAAGAAGCCAAUUUUGCCCUGACAUUGUAGUUUUCACCAAGGGGCGUUGGCAAAUCAAAAAUAAAAACAAACAAAAAUCACUAAAACUGACACCGUCUGUAAUAGCAGUCUGCAUAUUUUGUAAAUCCUGCCAUACAGAACUUGUAUCAAUACUGCUAUUUUAAAGUUCAGAAACGUUGUUUAAGGAAUAAAAAAAUAAUGGGGGGUGGGAGGGGACAUGCAGAGGGGAA